AUGGACGAGCCGGUCAGCAGUCAGCCAGGUGAGAGUACUACGGAGAAGGAGGAGGAGGCGGAGGACGAGCCCCUAAUGGGUUUCCUGGAGGAGAUCAACUGCCCGGAACCGGGCAUCAUAGAUCGUCAGAUGAUCGAAACCGCCUAUUUGGAGGAGGGCCAGAAGGGCGAAGCGAGGAGACUCCAUCAACUGGAACCAGUGGUCUAUGAUCGCAUUACCACCAUGCGAUUGGAAUUCAAGAACAUCCUUAGGAUCGACCAUCUCUGGAUGAUGCCGAAUCUUACAAAGCUCUGUUUGAAUUGCAACAAAAUCGAGGUGAUUGAGCACCUGGAAAUGCUAACUGCUCUCAAGGAUCUUAAUCUCAGCUUUAACUACAUCACACGGAUUGAGAAUCUAGAAAAACUGGUCAAGCUGGAGAAGCUAUCCCUGUUUAGCAAUCGCAUCAGGAAAAUCGAAAACAUACAUACUUUGCAGAAUCUGGUUAUCCUUAGCAUUGGAAACAAUCUCAUCGAUACGGUAGAAGGCAUCGAACGAUUACGUUUUGUGAGCAGCCUGAAAGUCCUUAAUCUAGAGGGUAAUCCCAUAGCUAAGCAGCCAGAUUUCCCAUUGUCCCUCUAUGUGAUUGCCAUCCUGCCCCAGCUGAACUACUACGAAUACGUUUUCAUCAAGACGGAGACGCGGGAGGAGGCCCAAAAACGUUUUUACCGCGAGCUGCGCGAAAUCGAGGACAAGCAGGAGCGUGAGAUUCAGGGCCUGGAAACGGAGGCUCGUGAAAUGGCCGAGGCGGAUCGGCUGGCCUCCAGCUUUGUGGAGCACCUGGAUGGAAUGCAGCUGUACGACUCCCUGUGGCGAGACGACGAGGAUGGGCGCAUCCUGAUGUUGGUGGGUGCACCGGCUCAGGAGCUGUGCGAGGAGUAUUCCAAGGAUGUGUACGAGCUUACGCAGCAGAUCUACCGCCUGGGCUUGGAGCGCUUCGGUGAACGCGACGAGGAGAUUCGCGACUUCAAUGCCAACCUGCAUGAGGGGCAGGAGGAGCUGCAGGCCCAGGGACAAAGGCAGAUCGAAGAGUUCCUGGAGUACAAGGAGCGAACCUUCGACGAGAUGCGCCUGAAGUGGAGAGAGCUGGAUCAGCGAGACGAAGAUUUGGAGCAGUUGCAGGCCCAGUUGGACACACUAACGGCCAACUUUGAGGAUUCCCUGAACGAUCUGUGGGAAAGUCUGAUGGCCCAGGAGCUGCAUUUGCACGAAGCAGUUGAGGAAUCUACCCUAAACUUUAACCGCAAGAUCUCCGAUCUCAUGUCCAACUUCGUGGAGCAGGCCCAGGUGAUCUUCCAGCAGCUGCGCGAUGUUUGUAGCUACUUUGCUGACAACAUGACGGACAUCGUGAACCAGUUUCUGUCCACCAAGCUGGCUCGCAAUGAACUGAAUGCCAUUCCCGAAGAGCUACAGCAGUGUGUGGAUGAUCGAGAAGCGGUCCUCCAGCUGGUGGAGGGCAUGAGGACGUCUCACACAUCGCGAGUGGAUAAGCGUGAAGAUCGCCUGGCUCAACGCAGCAGGCAGUUUAUAGAUGACAUGAUCAUGAAUCUUAACAACAAGGAGGUGGAUCGCCAUCGCGCCAAGAUUCUAGAGAUUAACUCUUUCAUGGAAAUGAUGACAGAGGCUUUGGCCAAUCUGCCGAAUGAAUUGCACCAGGAAGCCCCAUCGGAUUAACAUUUUAAUACAAAUUUACAUACAUAAACAAUAAAUGCAAUUUGAUCACAUUCCUAUAAAA
Messenger RNA from Drosophila simulans, 1771 nucleotides. It is a transcript of the gene TbCMF46, whose product is annotated as dynein regulatory complex subunit 3. The transcript is spliced from 6 exons. NCBI's taxonomy places the organism in Eukaryota, Metazoa, Arthropoda, Insecta, Diptera, Drosophilidae. The record is from RefSeq and is a predicted model, not a curated record. Bases 1 to 1710 code for a protein of 569 amino acids. Gene Ontology annotation, molecular function: protein binding.